Cornus florida is the source of this 2456-nucleotide messenger RNA. Its product is annotated as glycerol-3-phosphate dehydrogenase SDP6, mitochondrial. Gene Ontology annotation, biological process: glycerol-3-phosphate metabolic process. The coding region runs from base 122 to 2029 and encodes 635 amino acids. The record is from RefSeq and is a predicted model, not a curated record. Gene Ontology annotation, cellular component: mitochondrion; glycerol-3-phosphate dehydrogenase (FAD) complex. The transcript is spliced from 6 exons. Gene Ontology annotation, molecular function: glycerol-3-phosphate dehydrogenase (quinone) activity. Lineage: Eukaryota; Viridiplantae; Streptophyta; Magnoliopsida; Cornales; Cornaceae.
AAAAAAGAAAUGCGAAAACAAGUUAUUCCAAUUUGCAAAUCCGAUUCCCAAUGCAAAUAAGUAACAGAAUUCACUUUACAUUUUCCAAACACCCUCUCUCUCUUCUUUCUCUCUCAUCACCAUGGCCACCUUCAUCCGCCUUCGCCUUCGCCUUCGCCUCCUUGGCGCCACCGCCUCGGCCGUCGCCGCCCUGUCCGGCGUCAGUUACCUUGGCCUCCGCGACCCGUCAGUCUCGGCCAACGACCGACUUGGGCCACCACUGGACGAUGUCCGGAGGAAGAUCGCCGACCCAUUCGCCACCGUCCCGCCGAGGGAGGUCCAGGAGUCGGCCCUAAUCGGCGCUAGCCCGGCCAACCCGCUCGACAUUCUCGUUGUUGGAGGAGGCGCCACCGGCUCUGGUGCCGCUCUCGACGCCGCAACGAGAGGGCUCCGUGUGGGCCUCGUCGAACGAGAGGACUUCUCCUCCGGGACAUCAUCGCGGUCAACGAAGCUAAUUCAUGGAGGAGUUCGCUACUUGGAGAAAGCAGUUUUCAAUUUAGAUUAUGGACAGCUGAAGCUGGUUUUCCAUGCUCUCGAGGAGCGUAAGCAAGUUAUUGAGAAUGCUCCACACCUGAGCCAUGCUUUGCCAUGCAUGACGCCUUGUUUUAGCUGGUUUGAGGUAAUAUACUAUUGGAUGGGCUUGAAAUUUUAUGAUCUGGUCGCAGGAGCACGCUUACUGCACUUGUCCAGAUAUUAUUCUGAACAAGAAUCUGUUGAACUCUUCCCGACUCUAGCAAGGAAGGGUAAAGACAGAAACUUGAAGGGAACGGUGGUUUAUUAUGAUGGACAAAUGAAUGACUCACGAGUUAAUGUUGGAUUAGCAUGCACUGCUGCAUUAGCAGGGGCAGCCGUGCUUAACCAUGCGGAAGUCAUAUCCUUUCUUAAGGAUGAGGCUAGUGAGAGGAUAAUUGGUGCACGUAUUCGAGACAAUCUAUCAGGCAAAGAGUUCGAUACAUAUGCAAGGGUGGUUGUUAACGCAGCUGGGCCAUUUUGUGAUUCUGUGAGGAAAAUGGCAGACAAAGAUGCAAAAUCGAUGAUUUGUCCUAGCAGUGGCGUACAUAUCGUGCUCCCUGAUUACUAUUCUCCUGAAGGAAUGGGCUUAAUUGUUCCCAAAACUAAGGAUGGACGUGUUGUUUUCAUGUUGCCAUGGUUGGGUAGAACAGUUGCUGGCACCACAGAUUCCAACACCCCCAUUACAUUUCUACCAGAACCACAUGAGGACGAAAUUCAAUUUAUACUGGAUGCCAUCUCUGACUACCUUAAUGUUAAGGUACGGCGCACAGAUGUUCUCUCUGCUUGGAGUGGUAUUCGCCCAUUGGCUACGGAUCCUAAAGCAAAGAACACUGAGAGCAUUUCCAGAGAUCAUGUUGUAUGUGAAGAUUACCCCGGAUUAGUCACAAUUACAGGUGGAAAGUGGACAACAUAUAGAAGUAUGGCAGAAGAUGCUGUUGAUGCAGCUAUAAAGUCUGGAAAUUUGAGUGCACCCAAUAAAUGUUUAACCAACAACCUGCGACUUGUUGGUGGCGAUGGAUGGGAUCCUGCAUCUUUCACAGUACUAGCCCAACAAUAUAUACGCAUGAAGAAAACAUAUAGUGGCAAAGUUGUCCCUGGAGUAAUGGACACUGCUGUGGCAAAGCAUUUGUCUCGCGCAUAUGGUACUAUGGCUGAAAGAGUGGCUGCUAUAGCUCAGAAUGAACAUUUGGGGAAGCGACUUGCACAUGGAUACCCCUUUCUUGAAGCUGAGGUUGCAUACUGUGCUCGGAACGAGUACUGCGAAUCUGCAAUAGAUUUCAUCUCCAGGAGAUGUCGGCUUGCUUUCCUUGACACUGAUGCAGCAAGCCGGGCAUUGCCACGCGUAAUCCAGAUUCUGGCUGCUGAGCACAAAUGGGACAAUGCAAGGCAGAAGCAAGAAAUAAGCAAGGCUAAAGAAUUUUUAGAAACUUUCAAGUCAUCAAAAAAUGCUCAGUUCCAUGAUGGAAAACACAAUUAGUAGGGUUACAAACAUGUUGAAUCGGAAAUUCAAGGAGCUGGAAUUUUUUCUCCUACAUUUUCUGCCGCAUUUUUUUUGCUUGUUAUUUUGCCGGGAAAUUUCCUACUGUUCUUUCUCCCGUUGUAUACCAGCACUUGUGGUUGCUGCCAACCCAUCUUCGGGUCCCUUAAACUUGUUUUAGAUAGUCUUUUGGCAAAACAAUGUCAACUUAUGACAAUUGUUGGCUGCAAGUGAUUGAGCUCUUUUUUUUGCCAGGUGUUGGCAGUGAUUUACUUAUUCUGUAGUUCAUAAGAAUAUGUGCAUUUGCUGUUGAUUUUUCAGGUGACUUGAAUUGGUGAUCAUACUUUGUAAUCUAUGACACAGGCCCUACAUUGAGAGCUUUAUGAUACAUUACAUAUUUUUAUUAAAUAAUUGUUGUGAGAAAAAA